Messenger RNA from Lolium rigidum, 571 nucleotides. RefSeq lists its product as uncharacterized. The transcript is spliced from 3 exons. The record is from RefSeq and is a predicted model, not a curated record. NCBI's taxonomy places the organism in Eukaryota, Viridiplantae, Streptophyta, Magnoliopsida, Poales, Poaceae. Bases 8 to 571 code for a protein of 187 amino acids.
CGAUGCCAUGGGCAUUCCCGGAUAUGGUACAAGUUCACACCUACAUCGUGUAUACGCAGUUACAUAUCCGUAUGGAGAUGUUCUGGUUUGGGAACCAUAUACCUGUGGGACACAUGCAGCCCCGCGUCUCAUUGACGCCCCUGUCAUUGAAGAUGAAGAAGCAGAAGUGGCUGCAAUUUUCGCUCAAAUCGAGGGAGAUGCUGUCAUGGAAGAUGAUGAAGCAAAUGUGGCUCAAGGCGAUGGAGGUGCCGAUGAAGAUAAUGAUGCUGAUGAAGAAGAAUUAGAAGAAGAAGAAUUAGAAGAAGACGAAUUCGAUGAUGAAGAAUUAGAUGAUGAAGAAUUAGAUGAUGAUGGUGAUAAUCAUAAUUAUGAAGAUGAAGAUGUAUUUCUUGGAUUUUCUGACCAGCGCACUUGGUUCCUGGCACCAAUGAGAGCAGAGUCCAUUACUGGUGAAUCUGAUCUCGCGUGGAUUCAGGUUAAAGGUUAUCGGCCCAUCCUCGGUCCUCCAAUAUUACAUAUGGGUAACAAGCCGAGGUCUUAUCCUUUGAAGAGGCAAGGUGGGAAAGAUUGA